Pieris macdunnoughi is the source of this 966-nucleotide messenger RNA. NCBI's taxonomy places the organism in Eukaryota, Metazoa, Arthropoda, Insecta, Lepidoptera, Pieridae. The record is from the annotation of a GenBank genome assembly.
AUGAGUUCGAUCUUGGGGGCAAAAGUCUUUACCAAUUACUAUUUAGUGUCAGUGCUUAUGGUUAUUUUAGGAAAGGUACUAUCGCAGCUAGACUUUAAAGAGGUCGACGAUACACAAAAACGAAUCUUAUCGCCUGAAGAUACUCAAAAAGUGGGGAUUAAUGAAAAUAUAGCACCUGCAUUAAAAAAAGAUUUUAUAAAAGAUGUUCAUGUAAAUCCUUGCUUGUUGUAUAAUAAUGUAUCACCAAAACAUAGUAAAAGAAAACUUAUUGACUCCCACUUUGAUCACAAGAACAAAAGAAAAUUUCCAGGACCUGCUGGAUUACUUACAGGAACCUUGGAGGAAACAAAAGAUGAUGCGAUUUGCCAAAUUGAACUUUUAUCUCAGGAUAUAGAUGCAUCUCAAAAUUAUCUCAACAGGGGAAUAUUUGAAACACCAUUAUGGAAGAGACUUUUAGAAGAUACCAGUGAUUUUAGUUGCAAUACAAUAAAAGUGAUUAAACAACAAGCAUUGACUGGGAAUCUGAGGAGAAGAAAAGCAGAAAUUGUGAGGGGAUUUAUUGAAUCAAUUGAUAGAUCUGCUAUUGACCCUCUAAUAACAUUGAGAGAUACAACAGGGCACAUAAAAUUUACACUACAUAGAGAUGCCUGGUUGCACUUCUCACCCUACUUUAUCUCCGAGUAUUGUGCUUUAGUGUUACAUAAACCUACAGUUCUUACAACUGGUAGCACAUUCAAGAAGCAUUAUCUCAAUGUUACAAUAAAAAAUAUUUCUCAUAUAUACAGUAAUACUAUUGUGGAUGAGACUGAAGAAUUACCUGAUGGAUUUGUAAAGAUAGUAAAUGAAGAAUUAACACUGAUUAAACAUGAAAAGCAAAAUACAGAAUUUGAUUUUUCACCGAGUAAUGAAAUAAAUGAAGCUGACAUACUUGGAGACUUGGGAGGAGAGUUUUCAGACUUUUUUUGA